Molecule: messenger RNA, 804 nt
Organism: Penicillium antarcticum
Lineage: Eukaryota; Fungi; Ascomycota; Eurotiomycetes; Eurotiales; Aspergillaceae
Product: NAD(P)-binding protein
Exons: 1
Coding region: 1-804 (267 amino acids)
Molecular function (GO): oxidoreductase activity
Source: RefSeq, a predicted model, not a curated record
AUGGCACCCCAUACACUCAAAUACACAACCAAGCUUGUCAGCAAGCGUAUCCUCAUCCUGGGAGGGACAUCCGGCAUUGGCUUCUGCGUUGCCGAGGCCGCGCUUGAACAUGGUGCCGACGUUAUCAUCUCUAGCUCGAACGCUGCCAAAAUUACUGCGACAAUCGCAAAAUUGCAGGACGAAUAUCCGGAAUUGACGAGCUCUCAAAAAGUCUCUGGAUAUCCCUGUGACCUCGCAAACCCUUUGGAACUAGAGGAAAACCUUACGCGUCUCCUUGAGCAGGCGACCGAAGGGGGCAAGCUGAAACUUGACCACAUCGCUUUCACAGCAGGCGAUGCGCUUCAACUUCCUGCCCUACAAGAUGUUGUGGUGGAUGCCGUCAAUGCAUCUGGCACCGUCCGUUUUCUCGCACCUUUGAUCCUGGCCAAGAUUCUCCCAAAAUACAUGGAUAGAUCACCUGCCAACUCUUUCACGGUGACUGGAGGGGCAAAUGCUCAUCGGCCUCCGCCUGGCUGGUCUGUAAUGGCUGGCUAUGCAACUGCAAUCGAGGGUCUUGUGCGUGGAUUAGCGCAGGACCUCAAGCCCCUGCGAGUCAAUAUCGUAUCACCUGGAGCAGUUCAUACCGAGCUGUUCGAGGGAUUCGGCAAAGACCUCGACGAGUUGCUGAAAGGAUUUCGAGAAAACAGUCUAACUGGAACGGUUGGUAGGCCCGAGGAUGUGGCCGAGGCAUACAUCUACAUUAUGAAGGACAGGUUCAUUACAGGCUCUCUUGUAGCAUCUAAUGGAGGAAUAUUCUUGGUUUAG